Python bivittatus (Burmese python) is the source of this 753-nucleotide messenger RNA. The record is from RefSeq and is a predicted model, not a curated record. Lineage: Eukaryota; Metazoa; Chordata; Lepidosauria; Squamata; Pythonidae.
GGCAACAGCCUGGUUUUGAUCCUCAUCUUUCUCAGUCCUACUCUUCACACCCCAAUGUACUUCUUCCUUUGGAACUUGUCCUUUUUGGAAAUUGGCUAUACCUUGUCUAUCAGCCCAAAGAUGCUCCUGAACUUAUUAUCAGAGAGCCAGACUAUAUCCUUUUGGGGCUGUGGAUGUCAAAUGUGUUUCUUCCUUCUCUUUGGUGUCACUGAGUGUUGUCUUCUUUCUGUCAUGGCAUAUGACCGCUAUGUUGCCAUUUGCAAACCCUUGCAAUAUCCAUAUAUCAUGAACUACAGGGAAUGUGCUAAGCUUGCUGCUACCACAUGGGCCUUUGGGAUUUUCGUGGGUUUGGGGUACUCUAUUUCAAUCUUCACCCUUCCCUUCUGUGGGUCGAAUCAAAUUAACCAUUUCUUCUGUGAUCUUAUGCCUGUUCUGAGGCUGGCAUCUACCAAUACCUACAAAAAUGAGGUGGCCAUUUCUGCAUUAACAGUGCUAGCUGAUUUGAUACUCUUUUCACUCAUUCUCUGUUCCUACAUCCUCAUCAUCUCCACUAUUUUCACGAUGCCAGUAGCCAAGAACAGGCGCAAAGCAUUUUCCACUUGUUCCUCACAUCUCACUGUUGUCUUCAUUUUCUAUGGAACUGUCAUUUUGACCUACAUUCGUCCCAAUUCGGCAUAUUCUGUGGACAGUAACAGGCUCCUUGGCCUGCUCUAUACAGUAGUGACUCCAAGCUUGAACCCCAUCAUUUACAGC